Molecule: messenger RNA, 404 nt
Organism: Gamsiella multidivaricata
Lineage: Eukaryota; Fungi; Mortierellomycota; Mortierellomycetes; Mortierellales; Mortierellaceae
Exons: 1
Coding region: 141-380 (79 amino acids)
Source: RefSeq, a predicted model, not a curated record
AGGCUUUGCCGCUCUUGUGAGGCUACUCGAGGGCCCACCCUGUUUUUUCGAACAAUUCUAGAUGUGCGCAGCUCCACCCUGCCUGGCAGAUCGCGAUAGCUCUGGCUCGUUUUGGCGGUGCUGGAAAUGGCUCAUCUGUGAUGAGUAAACAGGCGCUCGCUGGUCUUGCAGUGGGGAUGAUUAUUCUUUACACCAAGCGGGUCGUAAAAGCCUCGAUGUCAGUCAGAGGUGAUGCAUGGGAGGAAAUGUUUCUGGAGGAUGAAGCUGUGGAUAGAGCUGACGAAAACAUUGAUGUACCAAGAGACGCCAACAACUUUAGAGAGAUAUUGAAGAGAACUAGACUACCCUCGAACCCAACCGUCAGCGAGGAGUACUGUUGAACCUAGUUAUAAAGACAAUUUAUU